Lutzomyia longipalpis is the source of this 1439-nucleotide messenger RNA. RefSeq names its product LIM/homeobox protein LMX-1.2. Gene Ontology annotation, molecular function: DNA-binding transcription factor activity, RNA polymerase II-specific; RNA polymerase II transcription regulatory region sequence-specific DNA binding. The transcript is spliced from 5 exons. Lineage: Eukaryota; Metazoa; Arthropoda; Insecta; Diptera; Psychodidae. Gene Ontology annotation, cellular component: nucleus. The record is from RefSeq and is a predicted model, not a curated record. Gene Ontology annotation, biological process: regulation of transcription by RNA polymerase II; neuron differentiation. The coding region runs from base 293 to 1408 and encodes 371 amino acids.
UAGCUCAAACUGGGAUGACGAUUUCUUUUUAUAAAAAAAAGUACAAAAAACGCCAUAAAGUUUCUUAUAUUGCCACAAAAUGUUGACUCAUUUGAGACAGAGUUUCUGCAGUGCGGAAUCCCCACAAUUCGUGGAAUUAUUUAAAUUUUCCCAAUAAAUGGGAAACAAAAGAGUUUCUUGCAGCCCGUAACAUAAAUUCGUCCCAUGCGGCUGUUAAUAUGCAAAUUAUGGUGUAAUGUGUGAAAAAUCCAAUAUUUGCCAAUGGGAUUCCCGACCAUUAGUGGAGUGCUAAAUGAAAUUAACUUUUCUCCCUUUUCCCCCUGCGAAUUUUCUCCACCCAUCUGACCCACCUGACCAAGUUCCCAUGGAUGGGAAAUGUCCGGAAGGCGCCGGAUCGUCACAGAUAAGAGACGAUUCACCACUGUGUGGCUCCUGCUAUCGACCAAUUUGUGAUCGAUACAUCAUGCAAGUCGUUGAGAUGACCUACCACGAGGCAUGUCUCAACUGUACCUCAUGUUCUGGACGCCUUCGGGAUUCCUGCUUCAGUCGAGACGGGAAGCUCUUCUGUCGCAUCGAUUAUGAGAGAUUAUUCGUAAAGAACAAGUGCUUGGCGUGUGGCGAGCGCAUCUCAUCGGAUGAGUUUGUAAUGCGAACAGAUGCGGAUGAUCUCUUCCACCUUAAAUGCUUUGUGUGCGUCGUGUGUGGGGUGCAACUGCAGAAGGGGGACCACUAUGUCUUGAAGCAGGGGCAGCUUUUCUGUCGCACAGACUAUGAGAAGGAAGUUGAGAUGCUCCAAUCCAUCUCGGCAGCCGUCUACAAUGAUCCAGAAGACUUUGCGGAGGACUUUGGGCGCAACAGCCGACGUGGACCAAAGAGACCACGCACCAUCCUCACCACGCAACAACGGAGGGCCUUCAAAGCGUGCUUCGACAUCUCCCCACGGCCAUGCCGCAAAACCCGCGAAAGCCUCGCCAGUGACACUGGUCUCAGCUUGCGAAUUGUUCAGGUGUGGUUCCAGAAUCAACGUGCAAAAAUGAAGAAAAUGGAAAAAAAGGAAAAGUGCAAAAGUGAAUCAGCCGAUGAGGAUGAUGAAAAGGGCAAGAAAGGAUCCAAAAAGAGGGAGAAAUGUUUACAAAUUAAGGAAGAUCCUCAAAGUGACAAUGAUUCCCUCACUUCCGGCACAUCCGUAAUGUCCCCCAGUGAAGAAAACUUCCUCAAACUAGAGCCUCAGCGGCAUGAUGUAGCAUCAAUUGAUACAGCUGACCAUCAGAUGAGGGAACACAUCACAAACUUCCACGGGAUGAUUAAUCAAAUAAACGGUGGAAACUUUGCCAAUCCCAUCGAUAGACUCUACUCCAUGCAGAAUCUCUACUUCUUUGCUGACGAUGAGAAGAUGAUUCGACAAUGAAAGUUGUUAAUAAAAGUAUGAGCACCAAAAA